Xenopus laevis (African clawed frog) is the source of this 2313-nucleotide messenger RNA. RefSeq names its product orthodenticle homeobox 2 L homeolog (gene otx2.L). The transcript has 4 exons. Gene Ontology annotation, molecular function: RNA polymerase II cis-regulatory region sequence-specific DNA binding; DNA binding; DNA-binding transcription factor activity. Gene Ontology annotation, biological process: regulation of transcription by RNA polymerase II; regulation of DNA-templated transcription. Lineage: Eukaryota; Metazoa; Chordata; Amphibia; Anura; Pipidae. The record is from RefSeq and is a predicted model, not a curated record. The coding region runs from base 316 to 1242 and encodes 308 amino acids. Gene Ontology annotation, cellular component: nucleus.
UUCCAGGGACAAGGAGACACGUCAGAUCCGAGCAGCUCCAGUCUUUGCUCCUCCUGAAGCCCCAGUGUAUGGCACUGACAGCCGCCGACUCCGCACCUCCCUCCUGUAAAAAAAAAGGCUCCCCAUAGACUUGCCUUUGUUAUUUAACCCGAAUCUCUCGGUUUAUUGCAGGAGAAGAGGGAUCUGCCUCGGCCGAGGAUCAUUUGCUCCUUAAGAAAAUACAGUGCAAAAAGAAAGAGCAGGCAACUGAUCGUGCGACUUGCUGCUGCUGCAACGAUUUCCUUCGCGGAUUGUGCUCCCUGAUCAAACACUAGCAUGAUGUCUUAUCUCAAGCAACCGCCAUAUGCCGUGAAUGGGCUCAGCCUGACUACCUCUGGGAUGGAUUUGUUACAUCCGUCGGUGGGAUAUCCCGCUGACUUUGCGCCACACCCGACCCGCCAGAUAACCUCUAGUUUCUAUGAUUUUGCAGCGACCCCCAGGAAACAGAGGAGGGAAAGGACCACUUUCACCAGAGCUCAACUGGAUAUCCUCGAAGCACUUUUUGCCAAAACUCGCUACCCUGAUAUCUUCAUGAGAGAGGAAGUGGCUCUAAAAAUCAACCUACCCGAGUCCAGAGUCCAGGUUUGGUUCAAAAACCGCCGAGCAAAGUGCCGCCAGCAGCAACAGCAGCAGCAGAAUGGAGGCCAAAACAAAGUGCGACCUUCUAAGAAGAAGACCUCCCCGGCCAGGGAAGUGAGCUCGGAGAGUGGGACCAGCGGCCAGUUCAGCCCACCUUGCAGCACCUCUGGUCCAGUCAUCUCGAGCAGCACAGCCCCUGUGUCCAUCUGGAGCCCGGCCUCCAUCUCUCCUCUCUCAGAUCCACUCUCCACAUCAUCUUCAUGCAUGCAGAGGUCCUACCCCAUGACCUACACGCAAGCAUCAGGCUACAGUCAAGGAUAUGCAAGCUCUACAUCCUACUUUGGGGGUAUGGACUGUGGAUCUUACUUGACCCCUAUGCACCAUCAGCUCUCUGGACCUGGAGCUACUCUAAGCCCAAUGAGCACCAACGCAGUGACAAGUCACCUUAACCAGUCCCAAGCUGCCCUCUCCUCACAGGCCUAUGGGGCUUCUAGCUUGGGUUUUAACUCCACCGCUGACUGCCUGGAUUACAAAGACCAAACGGCCUCCUGGAAGCUGAACUUCAAUGCUGACUGCUUGGAUUAUAAAGACCAAACCUCCUCUUGGAAGUUCCAGGUUUUGUGAAGAACUUUCCUUCUCUAACUGUGUCAGGUGGAAAACUUUGCUGAGACAUUCCCAGCUCUGACCAAGUCUGGUUGAACAAGUAAAAGUAAAAACUACACACAGACCAUUUAUUUUACCCACACAGAACCCUGGUCUUACUCAGCUCUGGACUGGAUCUGGAGACAUCUCCAUGCAAUGGGGGGAAAAAGGACAUAUCUUUAUCCAGUGACCAAGAGCCACAUCAAGUCCUUAUCUUGUUAUUAGAUAUUAGCAGGUGGAUGAAAGAUGGAGAAGAAAUAAGUCCAACCCAACUCCAGCAGCACAGGACCCAUAAGCUGUGGGCCAAGCCCAGGCUGCAGAGCAAUUUGGGUUUGGUGUGUGUGUAUUGGCUGGAGACUCAAGCUCUGCUCUUUCACCUUCUGGCUUAGAAAGAACAUUUCAGGAUCUGAGUGAAUCGUGCAACUGAUUGUCCUAGAUGCACUACUUUAUUUAAAGAAAACAAAUUAAUAAUUAUGUUUAUAAGAAGUCAUGAUGUAGUUUUUAAAAGACAAUCAGUGUGUGUCUUAUAUCAAUGGUAAAUCUGUGGUUUUUAAUCUGUGCUAGACUUCAAAACUGUGAUCUCUUGUAUUGUAUGCAACUGUGAACUCCACACCAGCGGGGAGGGGGGGGGGGGUCGUACUGUGAUUUAAUAACAGGUUUUAUUAUUAGCAGGAAGAUUCAGGAUUUAGCGCAAAACCGAUGCCCUUUAAUGUUAUUCCGAGCGAGCGCAUGGGCCUGUAAAGAACUGCAGUUAAACCUUUCUUUUCCUCGACCAAUUCCUCUUGAGUUGAUUUUAUAUUCGACCCGGCAACGAACGCAGGGACUGGAAGCCGCAAUAUAGAAAGGAACAGGACAGACGAUUAUUUAAUAACUAAAAGACUUUUUUUUUUGUCACUGACCUUGAGAUAUUAAUUGCGACAAGGAAUCCCAUAUGCGUUUAUGCUUGCCUUUGUGAAUUAAGAUAUAAAUAUAUAUAUACACACCCAUAAUCCUUUCCCCCUGGAUCUGGCAAAUAUGUAUAAAAAAAAAUCUAUUAAAUGACUCUAGCACAAA